Molecule: messenger RNA, 6379 nt
Organism: Thamnophis elegans (Western terrestrial garter snake)
Lineage: Eukaryota; Metazoa; Chordata; Lepidosauria; Squamata; Natricidae
Gene: GAN
Product: gigaxonin
Exons: 11
Coding region: 107-1918 (603 amino acids)
Biological process (GO): cytoskeleton organization; protein ubiquitination; regulation of cytokinesis
Cellular component (GO): Cul3-RING ubiquitin ligase complex
Molecular function (GO): ubiquitin-protein transferase activity; cullin family protein binding
Source: RefSeq, a predicted model, not a curated record
UCAACGGUGCGGCGCGGCAGGAUGGCGGUUCCCGGCCGGCGGUGAGGGCGAGUGGAAGGAGGCGAAGCGCAGCCGGCGGCGGGUGGAGAGCAGCGGCGAGGCGGCCAUGUCGAGCGGGGCGCCGGGCAGCUCCGUCUCCGACCCGCAGCACGCGGCGCGGCUGCUGCGGGCGCUGAGUUCCUUCCGGCAGGAGGGCCGCUUCUGCGACGCCAACCUGGUGCUGGACGGGCAGGAGAUCCCCGUGCAGACCAACAUCUUGGCCGCCGCCAGCCCUUACGUGCGAACAAAACUGAACUAUAACUCUCCCAAGAAUGAUGGAUCCGUGUUUAAAAUUGAACUUGAAGGGAUAUCUGUGGAGACCAUGAAAGAGAUUCUGGACUACAUCUUCAGUGGUCAGAUUAAGCUAAGCGAAGAGACUAUCCAAGAUGUGGUACAAGCUGCUGACCUGUUGCUGCUUACAGACCUAAAAAAGCUCUGUUGUGAGUUUCUGGAGGGUUGUAUUGCUGCUGAGAACUGUAUUGGCAUUCGGGACUUUGCCCUACACUACUGCCUGCUCCACGUACACUACUUGGCCUCGGAGUAUCUGGAAACGCACUUCCGUGAUGUCAGCAGCACAGAAGAAUUCCUAGAACUCAAUCCUCAAAGGCUAAAAGAAGUGCUGUCUUUGGAGAAGUUAAACGUUGGGGAUGAAAAACAUAUUUUUGAAGCAGUCAUUCGGUGGAUUUCCCAUGACCCUGAAUUAAGAAAGGUUCAUAUGAAGGAUGUUAUGUCAGCUGUGUGGGUCGCUGGAUUGGACUCUACCUACCUGCGUGAACAAAUGAUGAAUGAGCCAUUGGUUCGGGAGAUUGUCAAAGAAUGCAACAACAUUCCACUCACCCCACCCCAGCAAGAAGAGGCGUUGCUGGCUUCUUUUAAACCCCGAGGAUACUCGGAGUGCAUCGUGACUGUCGGGGGUGAAGAAAGAGUCUCCAGGAAGCCCUCAGCCGCAGUGCGAUGCAUGUGCCCUUUGUACGAUCGUCACAGACAAUUGUGGAUAGAGCUGGCUCCUAUGAGUACAGCCAGGAUAAACCACAGUGUACUUUCUGCAGAGGGAUUCCUGUUUGUCCUGGGAGGUCAAGAUGAAAACAAAACGACACUAAAUUCGGGCGAAAAGUAUGAUCCAGAUGCAAAUACGUGGAGCCCUUUGUCACCAAUGACUGAGGCACGGCACAAUUUUGGUCUGGUCGAGAUUGAUGGGGUGCUGUACGUUUUGGGAGGUGAGGAUGGAGAACAGGUGCUCACUUCCAUGGAGUCCUAUGACAUUUACAAUAGAACAUGGACAAAGCAACCAGACUUAACCAUGAUUAGGAAGAUCGGUUGCUAUGCAGCUAUGAAGAAGAAGAUCUACGCAAUGGGCGGUGGUUCCUAUGGAAAGCUCUUUGAGUCUGUGGAAUGUUACGACCCGAGGACUCAGCAGUGGACGGCCAUCUGCCCACUGAAAGAGAGGAGGUUUGGGGCCGUGGCGUGUGGCGUGGCUUCAGAGCUCUAUGUCUUUGGUGGCGUGAGGAGCCGUGAUGACAAUCAAACCAGUGAGAUGGUGACGUGCAAAUCGGAAUUCUACCACGAUGAAUUCAAAAGGUGGAUCUAUCUGAGUGAUCAGAAUUUAUGCAUCCCAGCCAGUUCCUCAUUUGUGUAUGGAGCCGUGCCCAUUGGGGCCAGCAUAUAUGUGAUUGGGGAUCUGGAUACAGGUACCAGUUACGAUUACGUUCGGGAAUUCCGAAGAAGCACAGGAACAUGGCACCCGACGAAACCUCUCUUCCCAUCCUACCUUCGCCACACUGGAUGUGCCGCUUUGCGCAUCGCCAACUGCAAACUCUUCCGCCUCCAACUCCAGCAGGGGCUGCUCCUCUCCGUCCGCGCCCGCGUCCCUUCUCCUUGACCGUCCUUCAACGCAGCGGCCGGGAAGAGGCGAGCCCGGGAACGCCCGUUGUACUAAUAAUCGCUUUAUAUAAAAUGGAGAAGCCAACGUCCUGCAAGCAGACGUUUAAACCGUAUACUCGGCUUUGGUAUGAUAACCGUUCUAACUUUUCUUUCGUUGCUCGAAACGCUUAAGCCUCAGCCUGUCUCUGGAGCAACUCACGGUAGAAAAAUGGAAGAGGUCACGUUACUUACACGUGCUCAGCCCUGCGGCUGCGGCUGUCCCUGGGCGUCCAACGAAGAACAGUAGUGUAAAAAUAAAACCUGCGGAAAAUGGGGCCGCAUCUGCAGGAUGUGUUUUCACCGAGGGGGGAAUGGUUACGAGUUACAAUGUUGGGCUGAUCUAAGGAAGCCCAGCUGGCAGGAGAUCUACUGAAUGAAAAUCGAUCUCUCUCUCUCUCUCUGUGUGAUGCCAAAAGAGACUUUUUUUUUGUAAGAUCCACUGGGAGGAGGAGAAAACGGGCAGGUGGACUUUUAUUUUCACCGUUUUCUUUGCAAUUCUUUGCCCCGGAAGGACAGAAUGACACGUAAAGCCAUCGUUCACACUUUUUUAAUUCCUAGGAUUUUUUUUUUAGUGCAAUGGACUUAAUCUCUAAAACCAAGCCCAGCGUUGUGCCGUUAAAAAAAGGGAACUAAAUAUUAUUAUUAUACUGUAGAUCUUUAUUAUUUGUGGUUCUCCUUGAAGCUGUUGUGGACUUCAGGAGCGGAUCUCAAUUAAUGAGUUGGGUGAGGAUGAAUUUCAGAAGUGCCAUACUUUAUUAUGAAUGGGGCAGGUAGCCCAUAUUUAGGGUGGGAGUGGGGGGGGAGCGGAAGAGCGAUAAUACAAGGAGGUGUGAUACAAGAUAUCUUAAUAAUUUAAGAUAAAUAUAAGAUAAUACAAGAUAAACCUGAUGCAUAAACAAUGCUGCAACGUUCCAGGAGUAGAAAUAUAUAUUCCUAAACGGCUGUAUUAGGGAUGAAAGGUGCAGAAGAUAACUAUUUUUUUUUAAUCUUGUAAAGUGGGAGAGGGGCGGUGAAAUUAUUAAUACAUUUCAGACACUGUCUGGAGAAUUAUAUGGGGAUCCAACGUUGGUGGCGUAAAAAUUACCUCUUUCUCAGAAACUUGUGCUGAAUGUUGUUAAUACUACUACAGUGAAGGUUUUAUUUUUAUUUUCCGUUUUAUACGUUUUAUUUUUUGAUCAUAAAUAUUAAUAUUUAAUUAGACUACAGAUAAUUUGUUAGUCACACUACUGUUUACCUUUCUACUUAAGCGUUAUUUUGUUAUCUUGUUAAUGAAGCUCUAUAAACUAAAAGCAAAAAAAAGGGGGGGGGGGGUCACACCAUUGAAAUACUCCCAUGUUCUUGCACUGCAGAUUCUGGAAAUGGCGCUGUUCCCCGUAAUGGCAUUGUUUUCCGUUGUACGUGUGUGCCCAGCAAUGCAGAUUAUUUGGCCAGAUGUUUACAGUAAUGCGAACCAGUGUAAUUUCUGUGGAUGUUCUCAGAGCACAUCUCAGGGCUGCCAGAUGUUUCUGAACUACCGCUCCCAUCAUCCUUCGUGCCCUCGAAGGUUGGGGUUUCAGCACUUGUGGUUCCAUAAUGUGAAAGUCCCCAUUCCUCCACGUUCUGGAGGAGGAAUGUAGACCUCCAGAUUGUGGGCCUUUCUCUUAGAAAGCCCAUAUUUUGACAGGAGGGCUGUCAUCGGUAUACAACACUAAGACUAUAACAUCUGGGGUUAAAAAUCGAAUCCUAAGCACAUUUUAAAGUUUUGGUUCUCUUGCGAGAAAAGAUCUGCUAUGCAUCCCUUCGUAGGUCUACUAACAGACCUACAACAAUCCAAUUGUGGAGGGCUUGCUUUCACAUCAGACGUGCAUUCUUACCAUGUUCUCCGUGUGUUAGCUGGAUCUUCUUCUUCCUUCAAAAAGUCAACACAUUAGAUAAAAGAUAGACAUUUAGCUCACUGUGGCCGCGAAUAUUGUUCCUCAAAUUUUGCUUUUUUCCGACGUCAGAAGUAUUUUGGAAAGUUUGAGAAGCUGCUCCUUGGAGCACUCCUCCACCUUCUUCUACAGCAGGGGAGUCCAGUUUUGGCAACUUUAAGGCUCAUGCUGGAAAUUCUGGGAGUUGAAGUCCACGAGUCUUAAAGUUGCCAAGGUUGGACUCCCCUAUCCUCAAGUCACUCUGUCUUAGUGGAAUAAGGGUCCUUUUCUUAGUAGUCAGCUAUUUUCCCUCCUUACAAUCCCCAGCCACUUUACCUGGCAAUUUAAGGCAAAGGACACUCUUCAAGGUUUCCCUUGAGUUUCUUCUGGCUCUCUUGAUUUAAACAAUGGAAGUAAACAAUACCCCAAUCAAGGAACUUGCCAGAUAAAUCAACAGUAAGCAAUCCAACCAAAGAACUUCUGAGAUCGCCCUCACCAACACUUGACAGGGUAAGCCACCAGAAUAUACCUUGAGAGGGACCACCACUCCCUACUAGCAUUGAUGACAUUACUUAGUUGGGCCAUGGAGUGUCUGCAACAAAACAGCCAAGCUCAGAGAGCACCAAGGACCCUUCCUUCCCACCCUGAGCUACACAAAUAUUCUCUUUUAUCUCUUGAUCUUCUAAUAUCCAAAACAUAGAGAAUCAUCCAGUUGGGAUCUUCAUUAAUUGUCUUUCCUUGGGAUUCCCUCCAGUAUGAUUCCAUUCCGAUGGGAGCAAAAUAAGAACAAUGGAUUGGAAAGCAUAAAAGGAACAAGAAAAGGAGAAGCAUUUGUGCCACCUGCUCAGUUUGCAGAAGUGAGCUAAAUGUUGGUGCUCACCCAGACAGUAUUCGGUUUCUCCUUUUUAUUGGCAGUUUCUCUUUUUGGGAUGGGAAAUGCUGUGUUUUCAAAUCUGCCAUUUUUAAGUUUAAUAAUUUUUAAUUGUCUCCCAUCCAUUGGAAGCUCUCAGCAAGAGCAGAUGGAGAAGCUAGCUUUAUAUUAUUAUUCCUUUGACUCAAAGCUCUCUUCUCUUUUCUCAUGCAAACUCUCUCCUAAUUCUUGCAAGGGAUUGUUACCCGGGUGUACCUAUAAAACAAGAUUCCGUACCGAAUGACAUUAGGAAGGAUCUUUUCUUGCUUUCCUUGAAAAUUCAAAGACCUUGGGAGUUAAUUUCGUUUCAAAAUAUUAAAUGCAAUUUCCUCGCUAACCAAACAAGUACAGUAAGGAGAUCUGCCAUUGCAGAGUGUUUCCAUUUCUUUUUCUCUUAGAAGCCAGCUUUGGAGUUUUUGCAUGGGAGGUAAUUUACACUGCUUAAGCUGCAGAAAAAUAAUAAUAGCACUGCAUUAAUGGCUACAGAGGGCUGGUUGGGAAAAAGUUAAAAUGCGACUGAUAGUCGUAUAAAUGAUAAAUGGCAUCCCAAAACAAAUUAAAUUGGUGCUUUUCGAGGAGCUAAAACUCUUUCCAUAGAGAAAAUUCUGUCAGACAAAUAUAUUCGGUUAGCCUGAUUCAUUUACUGGCUUUGGCCAACACUGCCAUUCAUAGAGAAAAGUUGUGCCAUGAUUCAGUGGGUUUCCCAUCAGUCUGACUUGUGGUCUUGCAGCCAAAUUAGAUAUCAGUCAAUCUGCGUCUCGAAAACAGGUUGCUGCUGCCUCACUUUUACCUAGCAGAUUUCUCAUGAUGAUUUAAAAGGAAGAGAUCUCCCCCCCCCCUCCCCUCCCCAAAUCAGUUCUGUAUCUGCAUUUCUGCUGGGGGAGAAGUAAUUAGAGAAAAGCAGACAGGAAAGUUUUCUCCUCAAUACAAGUUUAUAAAUUGUUUGCUGAGUUUAGUUUUACCCUUUGAAAAUCCUGUGGGUUUUUUUCUUCUUCUGUGUGUGUACACACUCACACACACACAUACACACACACUUACACUUACUUUUGCAAGUACUGUAAUGCUAGGCCUAGGCUACCACUAGUAGCUUGGAGAGCAGCUGUUUAUAUUUUAUUUCCGGGUGUAUUGCCAUUCGUAUAUUUGGCAACCCCAAUGGCAACUGUUUGUCCACCUUUGGCAAACUGUUUUUCAAAGUUUUGAAACAUUAAUGAGGCAUUUUGAACCUGGCUCUCAAUGUCCGGUUUACGAUAGUCAAACAUUAAUUUUGUUUUUUUUUAAAAACGAGCAUUCGUAGUGGCGGAAAGCGCCUCGCUGUCCUGAUUGUGUUUGCGCUCUGAACGAUUAAAACCGCAUCCCUAGCUUCAAACGCGAAGAUUUGUUCAUUUAAUGCAUCUUACUCUCUUCCACAGUUACCUCAAUAGUUUUCACAAUCACAGUGCUGGUGUUUGUCACGCAUUCCAGUAAUAAAAACUUGCAGCGAGUGCCAUUUUUAUUUAUUUAUUUGUGGUUCUUUUUCAACACAGGUGCUGCUAACUCAUCAAAGUGCAGGGAUAUUGGAAUAUGGAAGGGAUACUGCAAAGCUGUUUAAACCAAUGGUUCCCAAACUUGGCAACUUUAAGAC